CCUAGAGAUUGUGUGACACGGGACAUGAAUUCGGACGAUGACACCUAAGUGAUUUUGGAGUAAUCAAUAUUGUUCGGAUUAUUGAGUGUUAUGGCUACUGAAGGAGGUACAUUCCGGACCGGUGGUCGGUUACGAUCCGGAUUUUACCACAUACUUAUCGUCGUAGUUUCACUUUUGGUGACGUCACAAGUUGGCGGGACGACGUGUCCACAGUAUGUAAAAACCGCUGCCUCAAACUGCUUUAGUGAUUAUCGAACUCAGCUUCAUAGCCUACAGGAGAGUGACCAUGCCCUAUUCUCCGGGGUUAACGUUGAGCUACUUCGCUCAUUCUGCACAACUUACAACGAAGCUCUUAGGUGUGUACAGCAAUUGUUUGACAACUGCCCACCGGAAGCGGAUGCACAAAUCACGGAGUCGCUUAAAAACCAGGAUGCUUAUGGUGCCCACGAAGAACUGACACAGCUUUGUCGCGACGAUAUGAUAUACGAAGUUUAUGCAAGAAACCAAAAUUGUCUACAAGCCGUAGGAGGUAAUUCUGAGAGAUGUUUUGAAAAUAUUAUGCACACCACUGUUAGAUUGAUGCAGCGGAUAGACUCUCUCCCUCUCCAGGAGUUGUGUGGGGACAUUAAAGAAUUGAUAAAGUGCAUUAAGACAGGUGUCUUGAUGAAGUGUUCCACGGAAGCUGCCAAAAUUGUGGAGAUCCUAGUGAAGCCCAUGGUGCGACGAUCUACACAGUGUGACUACAGUAUACCCUCCACCACGAGUAAAACUAUGGCGGCGCAAGUGACAAGAGCGCCACCUCGUGAUAAAACUGAACAAUACGUAUCUGGGGAGAACGGAGCAGCGAGUAUAUUCCAAUCCCAUUGGUUAAUAUUGUUUACAUUAGCUCUUCUCGGUCUAUGACAGGAAGAAGGACAUCAACACUGAAAUAAAUACACAGGAAGUCAUCUGAUAGGGAGCAUACAUUAUGAACCAUGAAAGUAAUCAUGUGACCAGCAUUAGUUAUCAUUCAUGGGUGUAAGAUGGUGGGACUUCAAGACAAUCAUUUUGCAAACAAAUGACUUCCACAUGCAAAGUUGAAACAUAAAUUCGUUUUCAUUUCUCAAAUUAUUGAUAUUCAUUUAAAAUGAAAAACCCGGACUGGCGACCUUGAUGGGCAGUCAUACAACAAAGUCGUUUCCUCACCGCUCAGAUGACGUAAUUAUUUCUAGUUCCUGUUUGGGGCACCGAGUGUCUUGUCGAUGGCAUUAGUAGUUUUAAAAGGAAAUCUAAGAUUGCCUAAUACGUAUUCGCACUCUUGUAGAUCAUCUUGUUUUGAUGAAUUCAUGUGAUAAUUAGUGCUAGGAGUUAUAUGUUGGAUAUUUAUUAUAUCCCCGAUGUUACUAACGUUUUGACAUUAAUAGAACUCUUCUCUUUGUUUUCAAAUACAUAGUCGUCUCCCGAACUACAUCCUGGGUAUUACUUUUGCUCCGACGAUUUGUAGCUCGCCCUCUGAUUGCACGUAUUGUAUGUUGUUGUAUAAGACAGUGGUCAGAUUCGAACAAGAUGGACGUUAACCAAAUGCGCGUCCGAGUUGCAGUUUGUCCAUUGCAUGGAUAUGGUGCUUUUGUCACAUGUAGAGAUGUGGAGAGUGUCUCCUAUUUGGCCUUGUUGGAUGCACAAAGGUCGUUUGGACCUGUUGGAUAUUUCCAUUUUUCAAAACGAGUUGAUAAACUGAGUGUUAUGUUCGGACGAGGUGAAAAUUGUUCCGUGCUGUGCAGUUUUCACAUGGGGCCUAUUUCACCAGUUCGGACCCUGUGGAUACUCUCCUUAUGUUUCGUGACGUGAACCAUAUUGUGUAAAAUUAGAUAGGAUCCCUUGGUUGUUCUGGAGACAUCGUGAUUAAAAUACACAUUGUCGAUAGACGUCACUGAUUUCUGCCUUUUACAUGUUGCCCAUUGGGCAUUGGUGGGCGUAGUGCGAACAUGUGGGCGUGGCAGAUAUGGUGAUAGCAAGAAAGAAGCCAUGACAGAUACAAUAAGUAUGCAAUGGGCUUACAUGUUUUAGUGAAAGUGUUAAGUAGUAUGAGGCCAGAGUGUGGUAGUAAUAUUCGUUUAAAAAGAUGAAUGGAUGAUUUGUGUUAGGUCGGAUGAGAGGUGUGUAUGUACGUGAUUGCAGAGCAUUAUAAUGCUGUUAUUGAUAAUAUAUAUUUGUUAUCCGAGACUUUUGUUAUGUACAUAUUUUUGUAAAUAUAUAAUUUAUGUACAAUAAAUUUAUGUGUCCAAUCA
Molecule: messenger RNA, 2267 nt
Organism: Ylistrum balloti
Lineage: Eukaryota; Metazoa; Mollusca; Bivalvia; Pectinida; Pectinidae
Exons: 6
Coding region: 91-903 (270 amino acids)
Source: RefSeq, a predicted model, not a curated record